Molecule: messenger RNA, 261 nt
Organism: Protopolystoma xenopodis
Lineage: Eukaryota; Metazoa; Platyhelminthes; Monogenea; Polystomatidea; Polystomatidae
Source: the annotation of a GenBank genome assembly
AUGCUUUCUGUUGCCAUGCCGGCCAUUGUGCAUGAGACAUGUGCGACAGCACUCACGGUCACUAACACGCCGGCCCAGAUACAGGGGGCAUACGGGAAGAGAGGAGCACAAUAUAAGUCACCAUUCUCGUCUGAUCCUAGCCAAGAUCUUUCAGCAACGCCGGCUCAACCCACAGAACACAUCGGACCAGAAGAGUUGACCUUGGGCCAAGGUAGCGAGGCUCAAAAUCGUGGUAUGGUGGGACAACAAUGGAAAGGGUGA